Gekko japonicus is the source of this 2980-nucleotide messenger RNA. RefSeq names its product zinc finger, AN1-type domain 5 (gene ZFAND5). Gene Ontology annotation, molecular function: zinc ion binding; DNA binding. The transcript is spliced from 6 exons. Bases 549 to 1187 code for a protein of 212 amino acids. Lineage: Eukaryota; Metazoa; Chordata; Lepidosauria; Squamata; Gekkonidae. The record is from RefSeq and is a predicted model, not a curated record.
CUUCCUGCCUCUCCCCCUUCCCGCCAGUAGUGAGUAACUCUUAUCAGGGUUGAGCGGGUGAGUGUGCUCGUGGCCGCCCAGCCAAGCCGCCCAGCUGGGCCGCUCAGCCACCCUCGGUCGGUCCGUCAGAGCGCCUCGGCUGCUGACGCGCUCGCUCGCACUCUGCCCUGGCGGCGGUUUGCGUGCGUGAGGCCGUCUAAUUCUACCAGGCCCCGAAGACUCGUGGCGGCAGCAGCAGCAGCAGCCGUGACGCCGCCAUUAUCACCCGCGCGCGGCAAGGAACCAUCUUCCUCUUCGCUUCACCCCUUUCCUCCCCCCCUCCCGCGGCGUUGUCUGGCCCCGCGCAGUAGCAGCUCCUCCUCCUCCUCUUCUUGCUCCUGUUGGAACAAAGGAAGGAAGCGGCGGCGGCGGCGGCUGCAGCAGCAGCUCCGGGACUCCCUCCCCGCCAGAGCCGGGAGAGCGGCGCCUUCCUCUUCCCUUCUUCGUUAUUCAGCUUCGCUCCCUCCCCCUUCCCCCGUGCAAGGAGAAGCCGAACGAGCAGCACAGAAAUGGCUCAGGAGACCAACCAGACCCCAGGACCCAUGCUGUGUAGCACAGGAUGUGGAUUUUAUGGGAAUCCUAGAACUAAUGGAAUGUGUUCAGUCUGCUAUAAAGAACAUCUUCAACGACAACAAAACAGUGGACGAAUCAGCCCAAUGGGGUCGUCAAGUGGUUCCAAUAGCCCUACCUCAGACUCUGCAUCUGUACAAAGAGCAGAAACUAGUUUAAACACCUGUGAAGGUGCUGCUGGCAGCACAUCUGACAAAUCAAGAAAUGUGCCUGUUGCCGCCUUGCCUGUAACACAGCAAAUGACAGAAAUGAGCAUUUCAAGAGAGGAGAAAGUAACUCCGAAAACAGAGACAACUGAGCCAGUUGUAACUCAACCCAGCCCUACAGUUACUCAACCUAGUACAUCUCAGAAUGAAGAAAAAACGCCUGAAAUGCCCAAACCAAAGAAGAACAGAUGUUUUAUGUGUAGAAAGAAGGUUGGCCUUACAGGGUUUGACUGCCGAUGUGGAAAUCUGUUUUGUGGACUUCACCGUUACUCUGACAAGCACAACUGCCCAUAUGAUUACAAAGCAGAAGCUGCAGCAAAAAUCAGGAAAGAGAAUCCAGUUGUUGUGGCUGAAAAAAUCCAGAGAAUAUAAACUAACCUACUUGGUGAAAAGACUGAUUUCCUUUUUAUUUUAAAUAAUCCUAGGAAAACAUUAAAGAGCAGAUGCAUGGCCAUUUUCCUUUGAUGUUCUCCCGAGUUUUACUUUAGUCUGUCUUAUUGAUUGAUAUUUUAGGAUGUUGUGGGUGUUACAGGCAGAAUUGGAUAGAUACAGCCCUUUAAGAUGUAUACAUGCCCUCCCCAAAAAUGAUUUGAAAGAGUACGACCUGCACUGGAAAACUGACAUACACAAAGGACAGAGUUGUCUAGUUCACAUGUGCCAAACAGAUGCAUAAAAUCUGCAUGUUUGCAGCAGAUUGCCUUUUGGGAAUGUAAUUGAGGUAUAUCAUCCUUGGAUAGAGCUAUGUGCCUGUUUGAUUAAAUGUACACCAGGAAUAAUGAGUCUACUUUUACCAUAGUUAAAACUUCGUCCUCUUUAAUUUCCACAACUUGUAGUUUUGGAGCUGAGCUGCAGAAGAUCCACUUUCUAAAUGAGAAUGCUUGUUCAGGUGCCAUAAGCCUGCAGUUUAAGGUCACCUACUAAACAAAAGCAAGAAAUCUGAGCUGGAAGGGUGAAAUCCUUGGAACUGAUGAAAAUCACUCAACUUGUUAAAGUUGUUUCCAAAGGAGAAAAUUUAUUUUCAGAACUUUAUGAACUAGCCUACAACAAAAACUUUGUCUGCUUUUUCUUGUGUGUAGCAAAGUUGUGUAGCACAACACCAGAAGACUUUGUUUUACAGUUUACAAACAAAAGGCUACAUAUUUUUUAUAAACUUAACUACAGCAGCUCUGUCAAAUAACAUGCAUCUGAUGAACCUAGGUUGCAAAUGUAUUCAAGCAUUUAAUUUUUCAUAUACAUUUUAUGUUGAAUGUGUUCUGGGUUCAAGAGAAUCUUAGCUCUUAAUUUUUAUAGUUUUCAGAUGUAGUGAGAUUGCACCAUUUUGCAUGGAAAAUCAUACCCAAUAUGGCUGCUGUAGACUAAGUGGUACCUGGAACCACUCUGAGGGCUGCUUUAUCAUUUUAAUAGUAUUUGGGUGUAGGACUGUAGUGUUCUUGGGUGUAUUGCAUGGGCUGCAUUAUCUACAGCAUUGUACAAUAACAACUCUAGAAAAGGCAGUAUACUUCACUGAUGCUUGUCUGGUAAUAUCACUUCUGUGUUAUAAUGGAAGGUUUUUUGUGAUGUAUGAAACUUGUGUUUUUUAUAUAAACAAAUACAGUUUAGACUAGUGUAGUGGUAAUGCCUGUUCUCAUCUGUAAAUAGUUGUGUAUACACAAGGCACUACUUCUGACAUCAAUUGCAAUGUUCAGUCUUAGUUUCUUCAUUAAAAGCAUCAGGUUUUUGCUUUAAACUUUGUCCUUGGUUGAGUUAUUAGAUUUACAAAUGUGUACAGAUAGUUCAUAUUUAUGUACUGCACAUAAUCAUGCUACCCAGCAUCUAUGCGAUAUUGUAUUAUGUAAAUAAUAAAAUCAUGUACAGAGGGAUCUAGUUCCUUUUUUGAUGGCUUAUUGAAUAACCAGGGUUCUGUUCUGUGAGAGUAAGAAAUGUUUGAAACUAAUCCGGACUUUUAUUUGAUUUCUAAUUCUUGGGUUUAUCUGCAUUAGCCUAUGGAUGGGGGAGGGAUGCCAAGCAUUGCCUGAGGAAGAUUUAUUCAGGUGAGCAGUGCCUAAGAAAAGUAAUACAAACAACUCAAUGACUAGAUGGAAGUUUCGCAAAUAACGUUCUCCCUAAUAAGAGAAACCCUAUAACUGUUACUGUAGCCACUUUUGUACAGAUGAGGAUAAAGCAGA